AUGGAUGAGCUGUCAAAUGCCUUCUCAGUGCUUGAGCUGGAUAUGGAAGAUGCUAAGGAACAUACUAUGAUUGCCACCGCUGCUGAUGGUGAUGGUGAAAGAGUCAAGAAACAAGAAUGUGGGGUGAAAGAUAAUGGUAAGAUAAAAGACAACCACUCAGGAGAUGGAAACUCAUCAAAAAGUGGGAACGAGGGUGAACAGAGCUCUGAACUGAUUCGAGAAGAGUACAAGUCGCCACUUGUGUGGAUUGACCUUGAAACGACUGGUUUGAAUAUUGAAGUUGAUAGAAUAUUAGAAAUUGCUUGUAUAAUUACAGAUACUCAGAUAGGAGAAAAACACAAGAAUAUAAUUUUUCAUGAUUCAAUUGCACAAUACUCUAAAUCCUUCUUCACAGGAAUGCCACCAAAUAAUUACAUAUCUUGCUUUCAGAAUGAAAAAAAGAACUUCAUAUCUUCCCAAAUGAAUCUCUAUAUGAGAGUAAACCACCAACUGCUGGGUAUCCUUUCUUGUGGGAUUAUAUUUGUAAUAUCAUGUAAAGCGGUUAACUCCUGGAAAAAUUUCAAGAGCAGACACAAACUAGAUAAACUAUACAACAAAAAUGCUUCUCGGAAGGAAAGCAAACACAGGGCUCCGGAUGACAUCAAGGAAAGCAUAGCAGAACUCAAGUACUACAAGAACAUAUUCAAACCCAAGUCGGAGAAUUGAUAAUGGUAGAGAUUUGCAGAUUGAGAUUUUUGAGCUCGUUCAGUUUUAACACUCAGUACAAAUACUGGAGUCGAAUGUGGAAAGACACCGUUUCUCCUUCUUACGUGGAGCGACUUGUGUAAUUUUGUCCUCACAAUAAGAGAACUUAAUAUGAAGUGUUUCGUAACUUUGCAACACAUCUCACGUGGUUGGCUACUAACCGCUAGAAUCAACCUAAUACUUCAAUUCUAAACAGGGUUCUUUACGGUUCAUUUUUCUUGAGUGAUUUUUUCUCACAUUUUCUGGAAGAGGGACUCUAGGGAAUCAAAUGCAAGCCAUCACGGCAUGAACAGGUCGACACAUGUUGAGACUUAAAUCAGUGUGGACAAGUUCGUGAGCUAAAAUAUUUUCUAGUCUGCA
This is a messenger RNA of Olea europaea var. sylvestris, 1104 nucleotides long. Its product is annotated as oligoribonuclease. The transcript is spliced from 6 exons. NCBI's taxonomy places the organism in Eukaryota, Viridiplantae, Streptophyta, Magnoliopsida, Lamiales, Oleaceae. Gene Ontology annotation, molecular function: nucleic acid binding. The record is from RefSeq and is a predicted model, not a curated record. The coding region runs from base 1 to 705 and encodes 234 amino acids.